Molecule: messenger RNA, 839 nt
Organism: Somion occarium
Lineage: Eukaryota; Fungi; Basidiomycota; Agaricomycetes; Polyporales; Cerrenaceae
Source: the annotation of a GenBank genome assembly
CCUCUAACAUUCACUUCUCCCAAAGCCCAUACAAUGCUCAAUACCUUUACGUGGUUGAUCACUGGGUCUAAUCGAGGUCUCGGCCUGGAGAUGGUCGAGCAACUGCUCCAGUCACCGACCCACACCGUUAUUGCCACAUGUCGCAAUCCAGACAAAGCGACCGCCUUACAAGACCUCCGUACCAGAUUCCUUGGAAACCUACACAUCGUCAAGCUCGAAGUGACGGACCAAGCCUCCAUCGAGGAGUGCGUGAAAGCGGUGGAAAUUGCACUUGGUGAUCGCGGUCUAGACUAUCUCUUGAACAAUGCAGCUAUUUCUGAGCAACGUGAUACGGCGUUCAAUUUUAAUGCUCAAGGUUACAUCGACACUUUCUACACUAACGUCCUCGCACCCGCCAUGAUCACACGAGCGUUCUUACCUUUGCUGGAGAAAGGGAAACGAAAAGUUAUCUUGAACAUGUCCAGUCAGCUCGGUAGUAUGGCUUGGCGGUUCGGGGCUCCUUAUGCCACCUAUGCGUCUUGCAAAGCCGCUCUGAACAUGAUGACCACAAAACAAGCAGCGGAAAGACCGGACUUGAUCGUCUUCUGUAUGUGCCCCGGUUGGUGCAAGACAGACUUGGGCGGAGAGGAUGCUCCUCUCGAUCCGAAAGUAACGAUGGCAUCCCUGCUCAAGUUUGUAUCAUCUGCCACUUCCGAACAUUCCGGCAGGUACUGGAGAUGGACCGGAGAAGAGCUCGAAUGGUAGUACAGAUAUGACGUUCUAUGAUAUACUGAGUAGUCCUUUCAUUGGAGAUGUAUGGUUCUACGUAGAUAAUGUCAAAACAAAAAAACUUCUCUCAA